AUGGCGCUCGCAUCAGCGCCAUCUACGCCAGAGAGAGCGACUCCCCCGCCGUUUAUCCGCCGCUCCUUUACUGCACCAAUUCGGUCCUCUAGGUCAAUCCCACUCCCGGAGGAGACAGUUGACGGAGCUGAAACAUUAUACGCACAUGGCGCUGGAAGAAUUGUUUCAUUCAACAACCCAACAAGCUUGGCUCGAAGGCAUUCGAGUAUCAGCAACGGACGGGCUGAGCUCCAAGAGGAACCUGUCGGGACAUUGCCAUGGUUCUCUACCACUGAGAGAACCUUGGCCGCUGGGCCCCUACGGAUCUACAGAGUUCUGGGUACGGCCUUCCUCAACUCUGGCACCACGCUGCAGCCUCUACUAUCAAAAUCGCAGUGUUGGUGCGUGGACGGCGAAUCUAAAUUCGUGCUCCGAAUCCGUCCGAACGCUUACUAUCGUAUCGAACUGCCACGAGCAGGCUCUGAAGAUAAGAAGAAGGUGGAUGACUUCAAAAAUGUCCUGACAAAAGUACUACAAUAUGAAGCCACUCCAUGUCCUUUCAAGAGGGGUUUCACCAUCGACCUACCACAGCCUUCAAAAACACCCAUCCAGAAGCGACCAUGGAGACCUAAGCCCCGACUUGAUACCAUGUCAGAAAAAGUACCUGAAGUGAUAGAAGACUUAGGCGAGUUUUCGAUAAAUGAUACGUUCACCCGGAGCCCAGACGCUGGAAAGGGCGAGCUAGUCGAGCCUGAUAUUGAGACACAUCGCGAGACAGAAGCAAGCUUCCAAGUCGUACAUUCGGACGUCAGUAGUACUGGGAGCACGGAAAACGAAGGUGGCAGUGAGGCUACCGACGCUAUAAGCUUUGACCCCAAAGAUUUGCACGAAAAUGUCUACGAAGAACCCGACGACUUCAAGACCCCCACUCGGCCCAAGGGUCUGCGGACCGGGCGAGCCAUCACCGCACCACCACAGUUGACCAUCAGGACCUCGCCACCAUCUAACAAGGAAGCAGAGUCUCUCGCCUUACCCAAUGUCAAGAGAGAGUCGUCUAGUCUCUCUUCGAGCGUGGACUCCUUCCAUUCUUUUCACAGCCCAAUAUCUCCUCUGGCGCCUUCACCUCCCUUUCCUACAUCUCCGCGAGAGGAAUACGCCGGCAUCGACAUACCGGAAAUCCGCAACCACAAACGUGAUGUAUAUGAGAUCACCGUCACAGCCUCGUCUCCUGAGCUUUGGGACAUGAGUGACGCAAAGCCCGAGGACGGAAGUACAUAUCACUCACCGCCUGAUCUCCCAGGGACGCCGCCAUUGGUAAGCGAUGCUGCAUCACAAGAUGAUGACCAUUGGCCCGAGCCUACGACACCUUCACCUCAUACCAAGCUUCGCCGUCAUGGUAUCAGACGAAAGAGACGAGGUCAAUCACCACUCCCACCGUCUUCAAAUCUGUACUCUCCUUACUCACCUCGUUCACAUAUGUCAGGUCACCAUAUGACCACAGCAAUUCUUCAAAAAACGUGCUCGCUGUUGUUGGGACCACCUAUUCAGCUGGUCGCCCUUAUGAUGAGGAUCGCUGCUAAGAUAGCUCGAGGUGCUUCCCGAGGCACUUCAUUUGGCUUUGGUGACGGCGGACAGAAGAUACCGUGCUCUUGGGACUUCAGUGAUGCUAGCGAUGGAGCUGAUGAAACCUGGGAAGAGGACGACUAUGGUGUUUCCCUCCGCAAGAACUUAUCAUCGAAAGAUAGCAGAGCUAGCGAGAUGGGCGGAUCUUGGGAGAUUGACUGA
Messenger RNA from Letharia columbiana, 1764 nucleotides. RefSeq lists its product as uncharacterized. Bases 1 to 1764 code for a protein of 587 amino acids. Gene Ontology annotation, cellular component: extrinsic component of intraperoxisomal membrane. The record is from RefSeq and is a predicted model, not a curated record. NCBI's taxonomy places the organism in Eukaryota, Fungi, Ascomycota, Lecanoromycetes, Lecanorales, Parmeliaceae. The transcript is spliced from 4 exons. Gene Ontology annotation, biological process: peroxisome inheritance.